AUGGCAUUAACACCAAUGGAAAGAUUAAAACAAGAUGUUUAUAACGAUGAUAAUCCAGUUGGUAAAAUAGAAGCAAAAUCAAAAGUAAAAUUUAUAAAAGAAGAAGGCAAUAAAGUAAUAUAUCAAGGUGUAUACCCAGUUGAACCAUUUAGAGAAGGAGCAAGAGGUACAUAUGGAGGAGAUUUUUUAUCACAAGGUUUAAAUGCAGCAUGGGAAUCAGUAGGUAGAGAAAAUUUCCAACCACAUUCAUUACAUUCAUAUUUUGUAAAAGCAGGAUCAAAUGAAAGUUUAUUAAGAUGGGAAGUUUUAAAAAUUAGUGAUACAAGAAAUUUUGCAAAUAGAAUAGCAUUAGCUUAUCAAGAACAUACAAAUGUAUUGGUUUUCACAUUACAAGCAUCUUUCACAAAGGAUAACGAUUUAAAUGUUAAAGAACAAGAAUAUCAAAAAUUAUUAAAAAGUGGAUCAGAUAUUAAAAGUUUACCUUUCAAUUUUAAAAGAAGUCCUAAUCCUAAAUAUUUUAAAUUUAAAGAUGAAGUUGAUGAUUUACCAUAUUUUGAACAUACAAAUGGUAAUCUUGCACAUGCUGUACCACUUGAUUUUUUUAAUAAAACUAAAAAUUUUAAUAUAAAUUUAAUAGGUGAUGUUGAAUUGGGAAUGUUUGUUAAAUUUCUUGAUGAUUAUUCUUUGGGAGAAGAUAAAGUAAAACUAUCAUUUUUAGGUUUAACUUUUGCAUCAGAUGCUUUAUGGUUAGCAACUAUAAUAAAAGCAAUUGGAUUACCAUUAGAUAAAAAUGAAUCUGAAUUUUUCAGAGUAAGUUUGGAUCACAUAUUAUAUUUUCAUGAUUUGAAUUUUGAUUCAAGUAAAUGGUUAUAUUUAGAUUAUAGAUUUAUUUCAAUGGGUAAUAAUAGAAUUUUAGCAGUGGUCAAUUUUUAUACAUUAGAUGGUAAAUGUAUUGCCACUGCCAUUCAAGAAGCUUAUGGAUUUAUUCCAAAACGUAUGGUUGAAGAAAGUCAAAAAUUACAUGAGAAAUAUAAUGGGAAUUCACAAUCAACAGCUGUUGCUAAAUUAUAG
Molecule: messenger RNA, 1071 nt
Organism: Lodderomyces jiufengensis
Lineage: Eukaryota; Fungi; Ascomycota; Pichiomycetes; Serinales; Debaryomycetaceae
Exons: 1
Coding region: 1-1071 (356 amino acids)
Biological process (GO): acyl-CoA metabolic process; fatty acid catabolic process
Cellular component (GO): peroxisomal matrix
Molecular function (GO): fatty acyl-CoA hydrolase activity
Source: RefSeq, a predicted model, not a curated record